ACAGAUGAACGGGUUGCAGGCUGUUAUCUAUGUUCUAAAUGAAGCACCAUAUGUCAGUAACGAGACGAGUUCAGACAGUAAUGCAGAGAACACUGUUGAAAUAUUGAAAGAAAAAAAACGGAAGAUGCAGAUUCGCGAGAACAUCGUAUCGGCGAUAACAAAGGUGAAUACGAGCAAUGUAGAAGUGAUGGUGUCUGUGACGUCCACACUGAAUCAGGUCACACUGCAGAAAGAGGAGCUUUCUACGGAAAUCAAAGAUCAAGCGUUUGAGAUGUACAAUACAUUUGUAGAGAAAUUUCAAGAGAUGGAAGAAACUACUUCUGAUGAAGAUGUCACUAGAACAGCCGCGACACUAUUGUUUGGUGUUGGAUCUGUUUUUGAUAUAACGACUGAUGAUUAUUCCGAAGAAGUUGAUAAGAGUAAAGAAAGUCAAGACACUUAUGACACUGAUUCAAGUGGUGACAAAACUACACCGUCUCCUAUCUCUAAAGAGGAAAAUAAGCAACGAGUUAAAGAAAGAACAGAAAAGCUGUUAAAAAGUGUAGGAGUUAUAAGUGAAAUAGUCUUCAAAAGACAGGAUGUUGACAGUGAACCAGCUUUAUUUGAAACUCCUGUUCUGAGUAUAGCAGUUGCUAAAGUGUCCCAAAAAAAUUUGGCUGGAAAACCGCUGAAGGCUGAAGAAGGCGACGAAGAUUCUACCACAAGUUUAGCUUUGCCUGCUGAUCUUGACCUAUCAGAUACUGGUGAUUCUGUUCGUACCGAGUUUGUUUUGAUGAAAAAGAAUCCUUAUGUAUGGGGUGAAAACUCUAAGAAUAUUAAGCCACCUGUCCUAUCGCUGGAACUGAAACAUUCACACAACGAUGUUUUGCAAAUUUCAAAUCUAUCUUCGCCAAUGAAAGUUAACUUGGCACAUGAUGGUGGUCAAGUGGCAGGCAUAAUAAGAUUGCUGUUAACUGUUGAAAAAAGCAACGGCACUGUUGCACUGGCUCCGAGUCGGGGACGCCCUUGUGCUGCGACAUUUGAACUCUCAGUGGAAAGGGAAAAAGUGACGUCAUUUUCACUAUCUCUACCAGGCAACGUAACAGCGUUAGUUUCUAUAGGAUUGCACACAAAGUUUAAUGUUACAAGUAUCAUAGGCUUAGGCUUUAGGUACCCGAAUGAUAUACAAAUCAUACGCCAAUUCUAUAGUAUGUUGUCAGAAACGGAGGCUGAAACAUUUGAUAAUGCAUCUAGGUACUGUGAAUUAUGCACUGAAUUUUGUUGCAACUCUAUGGAGAUAUGUACCGGCUUUUAUGAACACUGCAUCUAUUACUGCAAACACGUUAUUCAGAAUAAUGUUACAGAAAAUUGUACUGAAAUAUUCAACGCAACAGUGUACUGUGACAGUUGUCAGAAUCUGUGUUGUAAUGGAACAACAAAUUGUACGAGUGUUCUAGAAAACUGUUUAUUCUUUUGUAGUUUAUAUAGGGAAGAAAGUUUAACGGCUGAAUGUCGAAACCAUUUAUAUUACUCUAACUUAAGUGCAUUAGGAACCACAGUGAAGCAGUAUUGCGAAGAGUGUGACACCUUUUGUUGUGGUGGAACAGAAGAAUGUGCUGACAUGUAUUCUAACUGCAUUUUCUUUUGUUCAAAUUUUAUGUCAGAAAAUGUAACCUUAUCUUGUGGGAAGAAUAAAAAAUCCCUCGAGACCAUCUAUCUGUUUCCAAGAGAAUCCAGGAAAAAUGAUACAUCAUAUCAGAUGUAUUUUGCCCUGAGUGUUGAUCCAACAGACACAUAUGUUUUAGAACAUUUUUCACAGAUAGACCCGAAUUGCCUCGGAAAUGUGUCUGUAAAUUCCUGCACGGUUGAUAUUGAUCUGCAGGUUCCCCUAAAGGUUUCAACAAUGGACUGUGAAUUUUGGGAUGCUGUCAAUGAAACAUGGUCCACAAGUGGUAUGCAGAUAUCAAGAGAAAGUCAUGGUGACAUACUUAUCUGUACAUCAAGUCAUCUGACGGCUUUUUCAAAGACAAUGCUUGUUGCGCCAACAUUUAUUGACCCUCUGGACUUUGAACUGUUUAGUAACUUCUUUGACAACCCCGUGGUUGUGACAGUCGUUUUAGUUGUUUGGAUGUUAUACUUUUUCCUCGUGCACUGGGCCAGACAAAAGGAUAAACUGGACAGAGAAAAGGCUGGAGUAAUAUACUGUUCAGAUAAUGUAGCGACUCGCACAUACAGUUAUGUUGUGUGCAUAACCACAGGAUGGUGGAAUCAAGCUGGAACAACAGCAAAUGUUUAUAUCUAUCUUAAAGGAGCACUAUACAACUGCCCUAGAAAAUGUUUGAAAACGCCUGAAAGAAAAUGUUUCCAAACUGGUUACGAAGAUUGGUUUCUUAUUACCACAGAACACGGUCUAGGUGAUAUUAAGUCGGUUAGCCUUUGGCAUGAUAACAUGGGAUCAAGUCCUCACUGGUUUGUGAACCAGGUUUUUGUGAAAGAUAUCCAAAUGGACUGUUCCUGGACAUUUGUAUAUAACGACUGGCUGGCUGUAGAUCGAGGAAAUCUAUUGAUGACAACCACUACACUAAAACCUGUAACAGAGGAAGAAUUGAAAUUAAAAAGGAAAUAUAACUUUACAGUCACAUCUACACAAGACCUUAGAGAUGGUCAUAUCUGGAUGAGCAUCUUUUCAAAGUCUGCAAGUAAUACUUUCACAAGAGUACAACGACUAACAUGUUGCCUAACGCUGCUUCUGACGACCAUGUUGACAAAUCUGAUGUUUUAUGGAAUACCAACCGACGAUCCAGAGGAUCAGCUUGUUACUGGUGGUUUCAGGUUAUCCCUUUCUCAGAUUAUUAUAGGCGUAGAAAGCGGUCUGAUAAUGUUUCCAAUGAAUCUACUUAUUGCGCAGCUCUUCUCAAGAGUGAAGAAAAAACCACAAAAGGAAGAACCUCACAUACCAAUAGAACACUUUUUAGAGGCUAUCUAUGGGACAACAUGGCAGAAAGUGAUGAUGGACAUAAAUGAACGGCUUAUGCUUUUGACUAAAACGCAUAAUAUUGAAGGAAUGAAAUAUUUCACGAGGGUCCCAAGGCCAACGGAAAAGACUGUUUUAGAAGCUUGCACAACCGAAGUUGAAAAGAAAAAAGAUGGAAAGAUAUUUCCUUGGUGGAUUGUUUACAUAGCGUGGACUUUAUCCAUUACAACAUGCUUAACUUCUUCUUACUUUGUCGCACUGUAUGGACUUAAGUUUGGAUAUACCCGCAGCGCAGAGUGGCUAGUAUCCUUUUUCACAGGUUUCUUCCAGAGUGUAUUUGUUCAACAGCCAAUAAAGGUGUUUGGCAUUGCGUUCAUGUUGACGUUAGUAUUCAAGAAAACCGCAAACUUUGAUGACAGUAUCCCGGAAAGGAAACUAGAUUUGGACGAAGAAUACUUGCGUUCUGUAUGUAUUAAGCCACCAGAGACCCACCAGCUUGUAAUGGAACCGCUCCCUAAAAGACUUCUUGAUCAAAUAAAGGAAAGAUUAAAGAUUGAAUGGUUUAUGAAUGUAACAAUAAGGGACAUUAUCUUACACAUCUUCUAUUUAUCUGUGAUACUGACCAUGGUUCAUGCACAUCGCAACAUCACCCAUGCUUUUCAAAAUUCGGAAACAGUCAGGUCGUUGUUUGUGAGACCUUCCAACGGGUUUCAUUUGGAAAAGGUAACGAACGCUGAGGAAUUUUACGCAUACCUGCAUGAAACAGUUGUACCUGCAAUGGCCGAUAUAACUGCCGAUCACGAGUAUGCCACACUGGGGUCCAAUCAUUACCUUGUCGGAACAUACAGAUUGCGGCAACUUAGAAUCAAACGAGACGUAUGUGCGACAGUAAUACCUGGUGAUUGUAAAGGGCCAUACUCGAUGAAUGAGGAAGAUACGAGAGAUUAUAAUCAGUCUUGGUCAGACAUUAAGUCAGAUGAUGACGAUAUUGUAGAAAUUGAUCACUGGACACAUCGCAGUACUUGGGACCUACAAACUUUACCGUAUCCUGGAACACAUGCAUCAUAUUCGGGUGGUGGAUAUGUUUUAGAACUGCCUGCAAACGUAGCCCUUCAUUCAGCCAUUUUCUCCAGUGUAUUAAAUGAGGGCUGGAUAGAUGAUUACACACGAGCAGUGUUUAUAGAGUUCACACUAUAUAACCCGAACGUUGAUCUUUUUACUGUAUGCAUGUACCUUUUUGAAUUUACCAACGUUGGGCGUGUAUUUCCAAUGAAUCAUGAGUUCACUUCAAGCCUUUAUCACUACUCGACGGAUUACCAGAUUGUCGUCGCAGUUUGUGAAGUGUUGUUUGUGUGCUUCACUAUUUUAAUCGUUUGCAUUGAAGUCAAAAAAUUAAAACAUGUUGGAAAAGCAGAAUACUUUUCAGAUGUUUGGACAUUCGUCGAACUUGCACAGAUUGCUCUGUCUAUCGCCGUUUUAGGGUUGUUUAUAAAAUGGUUUGUUACUGUAGACAAUGUUCUCCAAGAAUUCAAAGACUCGCAAGGUAAAUAUUUCAUAAACUUUCACUCCGCAAUAUUUUGGGACUUUGCUUUUGGCUACGUAUCGGCCGUUCUAAUUACUCUGAUGACACUGAAGACUGUGAAACAUGUGCGAUACAACAAAAGAAUACACAUCAUUUUCGAAACAUUAAACAUUGUCCGAACUGUUUUUCUGGGAUAUGUGUUAAUGUUUGCAAUUGUAACCAUAGCCUUCGCACAUACUGGAUUCUUGAUGUUCGGUUAUUAUAUGGGGGAUUACAAAACAUUUUACGACUCUUGGUUUGCAAUAAUAAUUGUUCUUCUAGGCGUCGGAGAUUUUGUUGGAAUGCAAGAUUCUGCACGAAUCAUUGGGCCUUUGUUCAUUGUAGCCAUUAUAAUGACGUGCCAGUACGUGUUUUUGGUCAUGAUGACAACGAUAUUGAACGUGGAAAGGCUAGAAGCCAAACAUAAACUAUCAAAAAGGAAGAGCAAGGUUACGCUGAUUAGAUACAUCAUCAGUAGAGUGAAAUUGGUCCUCAACAUUAAGUAAAAAAGAAAGAAAUCAUAUUUUGUUAUAAGGAAUAAGCGAGCGAUAGCAAACAUCGCGUUUUCGCUCAGGGAAAAACAAAAUGUGUUUUAUAAUAUUUAAAGGGAAAUAACAGAGAAUAUAUAUGUAUGUACAGUUGCCUACAUUUAUGAAUUCUAAAUGUAACAGAUGAUAGUUAGAGCGAAAAGCA
This is a messenger RNA of Mercenaria mercenaria, 5207 nucleotides long. RefSeq names its product polycystic kidney disease protein 1-like 2. Gene Ontology annotation, molecular function: calcium ion binding; calcium channel activity; protein binding. Gene Ontology annotation, biological process: detection of mechanical stimulus. NCBI's taxonomy places the organism in Eukaryota, Metazoa, Mollusca, Bivalvia, Venerida, Veneridae. Gene Ontology annotation, cellular component: membrane. Bases 5 to 5020 code for a protein of 1671 amino acids. The transcript is spliced from 23 exons. The record is from RefSeq and is a predicted model, not a curated record.